AUGGGAAUAAACUGCGUUGUAGCCUCUUACAAUUCAACAGGUUUGAAGAGAGGAGGCAUUCCGCCUGUCCGGCGUGGAGCCGCGCCUGGAUCCCUGCAGCUAUCGAGACUGCCGAGAUUUAUCCGCGCAGACUGUGACAGCCGGGCAGCCUGCGCGGAACGGGAGUCACGUGUGCGGGGUAUGCGGAAUGGGAACAGCCCGGCCAGCCAGCUGCCCAGCAGCAAGCGGAUGCGCACGGCCUUCACCAGCACGCAGCUGCUGGAGCUGGAGCGGGAGUUCGCCUCCAACAUGUACCUGUCCCGCCUGCGCCGCAUCGAGAUCGCCACCUACCUGAACCUGUCCGAGAAGCAGGUAAAGAUCUGGUUCCAGAACCGCCGCGUCAAGCACAAGAAGGAAGGCAAGAGCGGCGCGCACCGCGGGGGCGGCUCGGGCCACGGCUGCAAAUGCGCCUCGCUGGCCAGCACCAAGUGCUCGGAGGAGGACGAGGACUUGCCCAUGUCGCCCUCCUCGUCGGGGAAGGACGAUCGCGACCUGGCGGUCACCCCUUAG
Gavialis gangeticus (Gharial) is the source of this 549-nucleotide messenger RNA. It is a transcript of the gene GSX1, whose product is annotated as GS homeobox 1. Gene Ontology annotation, molecular function: DNA-binding transcription factor activity, RNA polymerase II-specific; sequence-specific double-stranded DNA binding. Gene Ontology annotation, biological process: regulation of DNA-templated transcription. Gene Ontology annotation, cellular component: nucleus. The record is from RefSeq and is a predicted model, not a curated record. NCBI's taxonomy places the organism in Eukaryota, Metazoa, Chordata, Crocodylia, Gavialidae. The coding region runs from base 1 to 549 and encodes 182 amino acids. The transcript has 2 exons.